ACUCAGUAGCGAAUUUCAUAAAAAUCAGUUACUGUAUCAAAAAAUCCUGGGGCAGGAUUGUCAGACGUCACUCCGUGAUUCUUUGGCUAUCAAUCUUGAAAACUCUUUUUAUAAAAAAGUGGCGCAGGCGUGCGAAAAAAGGACAAAUUUGAUAUCGAUUAUGGAAAUGCAAAAGAGAAGCUUGGGUAGUCAACCAAGCUUGGUCAGUCAACCAAUCACAGUCACAAGUAAUACGGACAAUAACGCUGGAUUAUCCGAAACAUACUUAAAAUGUAUGCAGGAGAGUACCGUAGGCGUUUUUCCCGAAGACAAGGGUGCAAUGAAUGCUUAUGAAGUAUAUAAAAGUUCUCCGGAGACGAGGCUAAUGAAAAGUGAGGCUGACAAAAGGAUAUAUGCUGACGCGCUUAUACAUCCGCCUGGCUUCGCACCUUUAUGGUAUUUAUGUGGAAAAGUUUUAUCGCAAAUGUAUGAGCCGAAUGAACUGAUUGAUUUAGUUAAAAAUGAUCCGAUUAUAAUGAGAAGCUACUACGAAACGCUGAGCCUUGAUCUACCAUUGGAGAAAUGUUACUAUAUAGAUGAUGAGAGCUAUUGGAAACGUUAUGUUUUGACACGUCACAACGAUCCGGGUUUGCAAGUUAAGAAAAUCGAUUGGAAAAAUAAGGGAAUCACAAUGAAAUUUGAAAAAUACCUGCAACAAUUAAGUGUUGGUGGUUUUGAUGAAGUCGAGAUGGAGAGUUUAUCAGAUAAAAUCAAAUUUUACGUAACCGAUUUACAUAUUGAACGUUUGCGUUCGAUAGAUGAGCGCACCCUACUCAAACAUGUGAGACGAGAUGACAUAUGUUCCUCAUCGGGCUCAUCGACAACUAUUCCCAGUAGUGAUGUUGGCGCGGAAGAACAGCUCGAAGCGGAAGAGGAAGAUACUGCAAGCAGAAGUGGGGGAAGUAGGAAUAGCAGCAUGCGAAGCUCACAAUCUGGUUCAAAUAAACAUGUUACGUUGAUUCCAAUAGUUAGCCAACCAAUGCAUACUAUCAGGGGAUUGUCAAGUAUAACAAGUGUCUACUCGACGUGGAAUUACAAUUCGAGAUCAAUUACUAGUUUGUGGUAUGACGGUGACGAUACCGAGUUUGAAGAUAAAUUAAUAAGGAAGGAAAAGAGAACGGCACAACGUUUAAGGCGACAAAAGCGGGCCGAGUGUAAAGAAGGCAAACGAAUCGCGGAAGAGCGGACGAAGGUUGAAGCCGAGGCAGCUGCUAAAGCGGCCGAAGAGAAGGAAGCAAAGGAAAGAUUGGCUAAAAGAAGAGCGGCAAGGCAAAAGAAGAAAGGUGAUGAUGAAAUGAUCAGUGUAUUUGAUAUGAAAGUUGAGCCGCCAGAAGAGGAAGAAGACAUUAUUGCUUUGAACGCACUAAAUAAAGAUAAAAUUAGGCAACUCCAAGUAGCAAUGAGGGACCCAGCGAUUGCAGAUUUUUGCCAUCAUGUAGAUUUGCGUCUAUUGAAGUAUUUUCCAUACUUGAAUACCUUGCGCAUUGAGUUCAAUGGUCCACCGCCACCAGCCAAAUAUGAGGAUUGGCAUUAUCAUAUCAGUACUCGUGACAUCGAACGAUUGGCCGAGGGCCUAAGAAGUCUAGGUGGUCUGCAAGUCUUUAGGCUACGCAAUAGUCGUUUGAAUGCACAUAAGCUAUUCUUACUCACGAGGAGUCUGAAGACAAUUCACUCCUUGAAAAUCGUUGAUUUCAGCUACGAUAAUUUAAAGGAUGAUUGCGGUGAGGGUCUUCAUGAACUCUUCCAAAGAACUACCUCAAUUGUAUCGCUCGAUCUAACCGGUAAUGAGCUCGGCGCUGAAGCGAUUUGUGAUUUGGCGAGGGCACUCGGCGGUUACGAUGGUUGCUGUCAGUAUUUGAGUUUGGCUCACAGCACUUUAAAUACUGACGCGCUGAAUUUGUUUUGCUUGCAUAUUGCCAAUACUGACCAGGUGCGAGAAUUAUGCUUGCGUGGCGCAAUAAUCUCCCAAGAGGGGAUCAAAAAUUGUAUUGCCCAGCAACUGAUACCAUAUCAUAGAGUGUUGCGGGCCAUUGAUAUGUCGGGAGUUAUAAUCGACACCGAUGUUGCAUGUGAAAUACUAAAGUCAUUUAGAAAUAACUAUAAAAUACGGAGAUUUGAUGUACGCGGUUGUGACUUACCUGCCGAAUUGGAGGUCGACUUCGAAAUUCUGGUUAAUCGAAAUAAAUUCCUCUUUAUUUAUCCAGCUAUUGGUGAUACCAGGAUAUCUAUUACAGAUAUUGAUCAAUCUCUUAAAAAAACAAGAAACAAAAUCCUUUUACGCGCAAUAGAAGCGGUAGAAGCGAGAGACGAGUGCUUGAAGCUGCGCCCGAAUUUAUUCCAUCGCGGUAGUGAAGCACCAAGUUCUAUAUUUGAUUUCCAUCUAGAACAGCUAAACGACGAAGAAAAAGAAGAAGAAGAAGGAGGCGCCGAAGCAGAAUUAUACGAAGAAGAGAGCUUAAGUUCGACUACGAAAUUUCAUACCGAAGAUCCAAAUAAGUUUAACAAGCAUGAAAUAAUGUCACGCUUUUGGUAUUUUGACAUACCAAGAGGACCACAUCCAAAUUAUUAACAAAAAAAAUUUGUUUAUUUACCAGUGACAGAAGUAUAUAUACAAUUUGUCACGUAUUUUUAAUAAGUCUGGGAAAAAAUUAAAAUGAUACAAUAUAAUUUGGACUACAAAAC
Molecule: messenger RNA, 2721 nt
Organism: Bactrocera tryoni
Lineage: Eukaryota; Metazoa; Arthropoda; Insecta; Diptera; Tephritidae
Exons: 4
Coding region: 161-2608 (815 amino acids)
Source: RefSeq, a predicted model, not a curated record